This is a messenger RNA of Thamnophis elegans (Western terrestrial garter snake), 5196 nucleotides long. RefSeq names its product aggrecan (gene ACAN). The transcript is spliced from 17 exons. Gene Ontology annotation, molecular function: calcium ion binding; hyaluronic acid binding. NCBI's taxonomy places the organism in Eukaryota, Metazoa, Chordata, Lepidosauria, Squamata, Natricidae. The coding region runs from base 1 to 5196 and encodes 1731 amino acids. Gene Ontology annotation, biological process: cell adhesion. The record is from RefSeq and is a predicted model, not a curated record.
AUGACCACUUUACUACUAGCGUUUGUAUGUUUGCCUGUCAUCGCUGCAGCCACCUCUGUGGAAAUUUUAGAUCACAGUGGCACACUCAGUGUGAGCAUACCUUUAAGUGCUCCUCUGCGGGUUUCCCUGGGAAGAACUUUGACCAUUCCCUGCUACUUUAUCGACACUUUGGGGCCGGUCACCACAGCUCCCAACACCCCACCAGUGUCCCCAAGGAUCAAAUGGAGCAAACUAUCAGAAGGCAAAGAAGUUAGCCUUCUAGUGGCCAUGGACGGGCAGGUCCGGAUCAAUAGUGCCUACAAGGAGUCUAUCUCUCUACCCAAUUAUCCUUCCAUACCAACUGAUGCUACUCUGGAAAUCAAGACACUCCGAUCCAAUGACACUGGGAUCUACCGCUGUGAAGUCAUUCAUGGUAUUGAGGAUAGCCAGGACACUGUGGAGGUGAAAGUUAAAGGGAUCGUGUUCCAUUACAGAGCCAUCUCUACUCGCUACACGUUGAACUUUGAGAAGGCAAAGCAGGCAUGCAUCCAGAACAGCGCAGUCAUUGCAACUCCUGAGCAGCUCCAGGCUGCCUAUGAUGAUGGCUUUGACCAAUGCGAUGCUGGCUGGUUGUCUGAUCAAACUGUCAGAUACCCAAUGCACCACCCUCGGGAAGGUUGUUAUGGUGACAAGGAUGACUUUCCUGGAGUGAGAACAUAUGGUGUUCGAGAUACAGAUGAGACCUAUGAUGUCUAUUGUUAUGCACAGGAAAUGGAAGGCAAAGUCUUCUAUGCCACCUCGCCUGAGAAGUUCACCUUUUCAGAAGCAGCAGAGAAAUGCCAUAGUCUCGGGGCACGUUUGGCAACCACAGGAGAGUUAUAUCUGGCCUGGAAGGAUGGGAUGGAUGUUUGCAGUGCUGGCUGGCUGGCAGACCGCAGUGUCCGGUAUCCCAUCAACAAACCAAGUCCCAUCUGUGGUGGCAACCUGGUGGGCGUACGUACGGUGUAUCUUUACGUCAAUCAGACCGGGUAUCCUUACCCUCAUUCCCGCUACGAUGCCAUUUGCUACACUGAUGUUGGCAUUCAUGUCAUCCAUGACAAUAUUACAGAGGACUCUCUCGAAGGGUUGGGCAGUGGCUUCACCGUCCAGACAUUUACUCAGACAGAUAUUGAGCUGGAGCUUCCACGCAACACUACCGAAGAAGAAGCCCGAGGAAGCAUUGCAACCUUGGAACCCAUCGACUUUACUACCGCCACCUUAGAGGUGGAUGAAGCCAUCACAGAAACUCCAGAUCUCUUUCCAACAGGUUUCACGGGUGAAACAGAGAACAGGACUGAGAUUGGGAUCUGGGAGGACUUAGAAAACGGUACUAUCUCAACCCUGGAUACUCUCUUCCCCACCGAUAUCCCAGAAACAACAUCGGAGGAAUAUAGUUCAUGGUCUACUGCGACAACUGAAUCUGAGUCAGCCUCACCAUUUACAGUAGAAGAGCAAAUCGUGCCAGGGACAGCGGCUUCUCCUGUUGAUCAAGUCCCUCAGAAACCCACUUCUCCCACAGGUGUUGUUUUUCAUUACCGGCCAUCCACCAACAGAUAUUCCCUGAAUUUUGUUGAAGCUCAGCAAGCUUGCCUAAACAAUCACGCUGUUAUUGCUACUCCAGAACAACUACAGGCUGCCUAUGAAGAUGGGUACGAGCAGUGUGAUGCUGGCUGGCUGAACGACCAGACAGUCAGGUAUCCCAUUGUCAUUCCACGCAGCAAAUGUUCAGGAGACAAAGAGAACUCCCCUGGAGUGAGGUCGUAUGGUAUGCGCCCAGCAUCAGAAAAGUUUGAUGUCUACUGUUAUAUUGAAAGACUGAAAGGUGAGGUCUUCUUUGCAACUCAGACAGCACAAUUCACCUUCUUGGAAGCCCAAAGAUACUGUGAGAGUCAAAAUGCGACCAUGGCUUCCACUGGACAACUCUACGCUGCCUGGAGACUAGGCCAAGAUAACUGUCAGGCAAGCUGGUUGGCUGAUGGAAGCCUCCGAUAUCCCAUUGUUCAUCCCCGCCCUACCUGUGGUGGAGACAAGCCCGGUGUGAGAACGAUUUACUUGUACUCCAAUCAGACAGGAUUCCCUGACCCACAAUCGAAGCAUCACGUCUUUUGCUUCAGAGCAACACCAUCUUUGUAUGGGGAACAAGAAGAAGACUUAAUUACCGCCCAGACAGUCCCUGGUGUAGAAGAAGUUCCUUCUGGGGAAGAAACGUUUACCACUGAUUCUGACAAUCAAACUGAGUGGGGAACAGAUAUAUUUCCAACUGAUACAUCACUGUUAUCUGUGAGUCCACCAGCUGCGAGUCAAUCAACCAUUCUUCCCACUGAUGCCAUACCUGAUGAAACAAGUUCAGAAGCUCCAAUCACAGAGACAUCUGCUUCUGGUUGGACUUCUGGAGCCCCAGAGAUAACCGGAACAGUCGAACCUAGUGAAACGUCUUCAGGAUUUGGAGACUUCCCCUCUGGAGUCCCUGAAAUAAGUGGGUUGCCUUCUGGAGAAAGUGGGCUACCCUCAGGAGACCAAAGUGGCCUAUCUUCUGGGGUUAUUGAAGUCAGCACCUUACCUUCUGGAGAAGAAGAAGUGAUUAGUUCAGGAAUCCAAGAACCUGGGCUCCAGGAAGGCAAAGGGAUCCCAGAAUUUAGUGGGUCGCCUUCUGGAUUUAGUGGAGACCAUUCUGGUAUUGAUCCCAGUGGCUCACCCUCUGGAGAGUAUGAUUAUAGUGGUCUCACAUCUGCAUUUCCUACUGUGUCCCUGGUGAAUGCCACUUUGACGGAAGUUGUGACCACAGCAACAGAAAGGGAAAUGGAAGGGAAAGGGACAAUUGGGGUUAGUGGAGAUGGAGAUGUAUCAGGCUUCCCCUCUGUUGACUGGGAUGUUAGUGGCACAACCAGUGGAUUGCCCUCUGGAGCUGAUGCCUAUGGGACCACUGACCUCAGUGGGUUUUCUUCAGGAACUGAUAUCAGUGGGGAACCAUCCAGCACACCUGAUAUCGGUGAAUUACCAUCAGGACUUGACUUCAAUGGAACAUCUAUUGGGACACCUGAUCUAAGUGGCGAUGUCGAAUUAAGUGGCCAGCCUUCAGGUAUUGAUGGGAGUGGUGAGCCUUCAGGUGUUACCUUCAUUGAUACUAAAUUAUUUGAAGUGACAACUCCUUCGUCUAAAGAAGAAGAAGGGAAAGGAUUUGUAGAAAUAAGUGGAUUACCUUCAGGAGAGGAAGAUCUAUCAGGCACUACACCAGGAAUUUUAGAUGUCAGUGGUCAGCCUUCUUCUGGACAAGUGGACUUCAGUGGGUGGGCUUCAGGAGUUACUGAAGUCAGUGGACUUCCUAGUGGACUAACAGACAUUAGUGGAGAAAGCUCUGGCAUUGAACUUGUCAGUGGCAUUUCAUCUGGAACAUAUGAUUAUAGUGGUCUCACAUCAGGGUUUCCUACAGUUUCCCUUGUGGAUACAACUUUGGUGGAAGUCGUAACACAGCCCUCUGUUGCACAAGAAUUAGGAGAAGGGACAUCCAGGAUAUUAGAAAUAAGUGGGCUUCCUUCAGGACAGGAGGAAACAUCUGGAGCAUUGUAUGAUGUGACAACAUCUAGUGGAGUAUCAUCUGAGAAAGUUGACUUCAGCGGGACUUCCUCUGGCAUUCCAUAUUUUGGUAGAGAAAUUGAUGAUCUCACUGAUGUAAGUGGAGCAUCUUCAACCACAGCCAGUGCUAGUGGUGAUGUCUCUGGAAUCCCAGAAAUUAUCUUAAUAACUGAUUCCAUAGAAACAGUGACAAGACCAACAGUUCAACAGCAACUGAUUGGACAAACAGAGUCUUUCCAUUUUCAUGAACCCAGUGUGGAAGCCUCCGCAUCUGGGCCAGAAGUUUCUACCUAUCCUGAAAGUACCAUAUCACCCCCAGAAUAUCAUGAAAUCAGUAGCAAGGCAUCCACAUUUCAUGAAACUAGUGUAGAAACCCCUUUGUUUAAUGAAACAAGGGAUGAAACAUCAGUCUCAUCAAAAAGCCACCUAGAAACUUCAACCCAUUAUGAACCAGGUGGAGAAACAUCUUCAUUAUCUGAAAGCUACUCAGAAACAUCUGGGGCACCAUUCAUCAGUGGCUUACCCUCUGGGACUUAUGAUGAAAGGACUCAGUUUAAUGGAGACAGUUCAGGUCUAGCACCUGAGGCAGUGUCAGACACAUCAGAGAAAGUCUUUUUGACAGAUGUCCUACUUAGUACUAGCAGUCCAGGUGUUGAACUAACUCAACAUUCAAGGCUUCUAACAGAGACUCAGGCUGAGACAGAGACCAGUACAUAUCCAACUGCAGAGUUGGAAACAAUAGAUGCUGCUGCUCCAGUGAUUCCACUACCAUCACCAACUGCUACUCCUCUCCUUCCUAACAUUUCAUCGGAGAUGACUGAUGGGAUACAUCUUAUGACACAAGACAUUGAUGAGUGCCACUCCAACCCCUGUCUGAAUGGAGCGACCUGUGUCGAUGGCAUCCACACUUUCACAUGCUUAUGCCUUCCCAGUUACGGAGGGAGCCGCUGUGACAUUGAUCUGGCAGAAUGUGAAACAGGCUGGACUAAAUUUCAAGGUAACUGCUACAAGCAUUUUGAAGAGAAACUCACUUGGAUGGAGGCGGAGAAACUAUGCCGAAAACAUCAAUCCCACCUGAGCAGUAUCAUCACACCUGAAGAGCAAGAAUUUGUGAACAGCAAUGCACAGAACUACCAGUGGGUUGGGCUGAGUGACCGAGCUGUAGAAGAUGACUUCCGCUGGUCUGAUGGACAUUCUCUGCAAUAUGAGAACUGGCGACCUAACCAACCGGAUAACUUCUUUGCCAAAGACGAAGACUGUGUGGUCAUGAUCUGGCAUGAGAAGGGUGAAUGGAAUGAUGUGCCAUGCAAUUACCAUCUCCCGUUCACUUGCAAGAAAGGAACAGUUGCCUGUGGAGACCCUCCCGCAGUUGAGAAUGCCAGGCACUUUGGCAAGAAGAAAGACCGCUAUGAGAUCAACGCUAUGGUGCGCUACCAGUGCAGCCAGGGUUACCUACAGCGCCAUGUGCCUAUCAUCCGAUGCCAAUCAAAUGGGCAGUGGGAAGAGCCUCGGAUAGCCUGCAUAGACCCCUCCACCUAUAAGCGCAGACUACACAAGAGGAGCUCACGGGCUCGGUCAAGGACCAAUGGAAAGAUGACGGCAUGA